AUGAUUGACCGUUUCAGCAGAUGGCCGGAAGCUAUACCUCUACAAGAGAUGAGUGCAGAAACAGUCGCAGCUGCAUUUUACAACCGUUGGGUUUCCCGAUUCGGCUCACCAAUCAAAAUCACGACCGACCAAGGUACUCAAUUUGAGUCUGCCCUUUUCUCAGCGCUCAUGAAGUUGAUUGGCACCACGAGGGUAAGAACUGCACCUUAUCACCCUGCUUCAAACGGACUAGUGGAACGAUGGCAUCGCUCUUUGAAGACCGCUCUGAUGUGCCACGAGAAGACAAAUUGGGUAGACGCACUUCCAACAGUACUAAUGGGACUUCGAACAACCUACAAAGAAGACAUUAAAGCGUCCGCAGCCGAAAUGCUCUAUGGAACGAGUUUAACCAUACCUGGUGAGUUCUUUGUUAACCAAGACACUUUCUCUGACCCACAGAUAUUCGUUCAAAAACAUCGAGAGGUCAUGCGCAAGUUUCGUGCAUCUACGACAUCAAAUCAUGCCACCAACACAAAAUUGUUCGUUUCACCUGACCUGUACAAAUCUUCACAUGUUUUUCUUCGACGCGAUUGCGUUACAAAAGCCAUUGGAACAACCAUACUCUGGUCCUCAUCCUAUGGACGGAUUUUAAAUGUAUCAACAGAACGUCUAAAACCAGCAUACAUCUCACUCGGAAACAGCACAGCCCGAGAACCAAGUCUUCCAACAUCAAGCGAUCAUCGUCAAACACCGAGUCAAGUCGAAUUAAACCAGCUUUCCACAACAAAGAUUCGGUCAAUUUUAAAGAAAAAUGAAAAAAAUCUACAAAUCAAAACAGAUGUUCAGCAUCGAGUUAAAUUUGACAACUAA
Messenger RNA from Eupeodes corollae, 849 nucleotides. RefSeq lists its product as uncharacterized. Lineage: Eukaryota; Metazoa; Arthropoda; Insecta; Diptera; Syrphidae. Gene Ontology annotation, molecular function: nucleic acid binding. The record is from RefSeq and is a predicted model, not a curated record. The transcript has 2 exons. Bases 1 to 849 code for a protein of 282 amino acids. Gene Ontology annotation, biological process: DNA integration.